Callorhinus ursinus (northern fur seal) is the source of this 3219-nucleotide messenger RNA. It is a transcript of the gene RBFOX2, whose product is annotated as RNA binding fox-1 homolog 2. Gene Ontology annotation, molecular function: mRNA binding. The record is from RefSeq and is a predicted model, not a curated record. Gene Ontology annotation, cellular component: nucleus; cytoplasm. Gene Ontology annotation, biological process: nervous system development; regulation of alternative mRNA splicing, via spliceosome. NCBI's taxonomy places the organism in Eukaryota, Metazoa, Chordata, Mammalia, Carnivora, Otariidae.
GAUGGCGGAAGGCGCCCAGCCGCAGCAGCCGCCUCAGCUCGGGCCCGGCGCCGCUGCCCGGGGGAUGAAGCGGGAGUCGGAGCUGGAGCUGCCGGUGCCCGGAGGGGGAGGAGACGGAGCCGAGCCCGGCCUGAGCAAGCGGCCGCGCACCGAGGAGGCGGUGGCCGACGGCGGCGGCGGGAUGCAGAACGAGCCUCUGACCCAAGGUUAUCAUGGAUUCCCAGCACGGGACAGCCAGGGUAACCAGGAGCCAACAACAACUCCUGACGCAAUGGUUCAGCCUUUUACUACUAUCCCGUUUCCACCACCUCCACAGAAUGGAAUUCCCACAGAAUAUGGAGUGCCACACACUCAGGACUAUGCCGGCCAGACCAGUGAGCAUAACCUGACACUCUACGGAAGUACGCAAUCCCACGGGGAGCAGAGUAGCAACUCACCCAGCACACAAAACGGAUCUCUCACGCAGACGGAAGGGGGAGCGCAGACAGAUGGCCAGCAGUCACAGACACAAAGUAGUGAGAACUCAGAGAGCAAAUCCACCCCUAAACGGCUGCAUGUCUCUAAUAUUCCCUUUCGCUUCCGGGACCCCGACCUCCGACAGAUGUUUGGGCAGUUUGGCAAAAUCCUAGAUGUAGAAAUAAUCUUUAAUGAACGUGGCUCUAAGGGAUUCGGGUUCGUAACUUUCGAGAAUAGUGCUGAUGCAGACAGGGCCAGGGAGAAAUUACACGGCACCGUGGUAGAGGGCCGUAAAAUCGAGGUGAAUAAUGCUACAGCGCGUGUAAUGACCAAUAAGAAGAUGGUCACACCAUAUGCAAAUGGUUGGAAAUUAAGCCCCGUAGUUGGAGCUGUAUAUGGCCCUGAGUUAUAUGCAGCAUCCAGCUUUCAAGCAGACGUGUCCCUAGGCAAUGAUGCAGCAGUGCCCCUAUCAGGAAGAGGGGGUAUUAACACUUACAUUCCUUUAAUCAUUCCUGGCUUCCCUUACCCGACUGCAGCCACCACGGCGGCCGCUUUCAGAGGAGCCCAUCUGAGGGGCAGAGGGCGGACGGUAUACGGUGCGGUCCGAGCGGUACCUCCAACAGCCAUUCCCGCCUAUCCAGGUGUGGUUUACCAGGACGGAUUUUACGGUGCUGACCUCUAUGGCGGAUACGCAGCCUACAGAUACGCACAGCCCGCUACCGCGACUGCGGCCACAGCCGCCGCCGCCGCCGCCGCAGCCUACAGCGACGGUUACGGCAGGGUGUACACAGCCGACCCAUACCACGCCCUUGCCCCUGCCGCUAGCUACGGAGUUGGCGCUGUGGCGAGUUUAUACCGAGGUGGCUACAGCCGAUUUGCCCCCUACUGAAGUGACGUGAGACCCUGCAAAUGGGACAGCCCCCCAGUUCAUGAGGCCUGGCUAUUGCAAUAUUUACUAGUAGAGGAACUCUAUAGCAAGAUGAAGAGGAAAAACAAACAAACAAACAAACAAAAAAAAAUACAAAAAAAGAGAAUACUUUUUUAUACCUCACUAUGUUCUUUGAAUAUGUAUUUUUUUCCUUUACAUUUCUGCCUUUAAUUCUUUUGUUCCAAAGAUUGUGCAUUUUUUUCUUUCUUUUUCUUUUUUUUUUUAAACUGUGGUAAAAAAAAAAAAAUAAUGCAUUUCCAUGUCUGUAUGUCCGUGCUUAGCUUAUUCUGUCAAUCACGGAAGAGGCAGUUAACGAGGAAGGGGAGACCUUAGGAGCUGAUGAAUGCAUGUGAUCAGAAAUCAGCAGACAGAGCUACCAAAGUGUAUCCGGUGCUGAGGGCUGGGGGACGAACAGAAGUGGAGGAGAUCUGUCUGCAACAGGAUAUUCUUCUAGUCUUCUGAGUUUCUGGUCUUCGGCAGGCAGUUCUGCUUGGCUCUUGCUGGAAUCCACAUGCUGAUAGAUGACAGGAGUUUGUGCUUGCAAAGCAGGAGGACUGAAAAGACACUUUCCUCUCCUCUUCCCUCCUGUCUUCUCCAUUCUUUUUACAAUCAUCUUAACCUGCACAGCCUGAGACCGUUGGCAUCGUUUUUGGAAUUAUAAUAUUAAUAUUUCCAAACAUGCUCUCAGACUGUGGAUAAUAAACACCUCAUUAGGAAACCGAUCUCAGAAUGAACUCUGGAGUGUGAAAAAGAUCAUUCUUUUCUUUCCUGAGAUCCUAGCAUUCCUGCUGGGCUUCUUCCCCUUUCUCUGAACCACAGCUUAGCUCAUCUGUCCUUCUAUAAACUCCCUACUCCCAAGUCCUCAAGAGUCAGGAAUUUAGGACCCAGGGACAGGAGAAUAAAUAGCGACCAGAUCUCCCGGCUUGAGGGUUUAGAAGUACGAAGCGUUGGGAGCCAGUAAAGAGGGUAAGGAAGAGAAAAGGGGUAUCAGAUGAUGUCUGGCAGGGCUCUGAUAGUCCUGUGCUUUCUCUUGCAUCAGGAGGUCAGUACAAGGUAGGAAACAUAUGGAGAGUGUUGGCAAAAGAUAAAGCUCCGAGUCCCGGGGUGGCUGUCCCUGGAAGUUUGUGGUGAUUGGGGCAUGUGAGGGCAGGCAAAGGCACUUUGUACUAACUAGCUCCAAAGCCAUAGGAAUUCCCAUCUUCCAGAGCAUUCUGUGAGCCACUUCUCUGUCCAUGGUUUUGAGCUCUCGUGGCCACUCCGCCCGGCUUCUCAUUUUCCUCCAAAGACACCCAGCCGAGCACCGACUGCUUGGCAUACAUGAACACUACAGGAGAUAAAACCCAGAGCCCCUGAGGCUCCUCCCCUCCCCUAGUGGAAGGAGGGUGUGUCCUGGCAAGGAUCUCACAUGUUGCCAGAAGAGUCGUGUUGUGACCACAGCGGUGAGUCACUGCUGUGGCUGCCUGGCUUUGAUUUUAUACAUAUGGACAAGGCAGGGGAGAAGGUGUUUCUCUUCUAGCUAUUAGCUGUUAAUGAUAAAGGCAAGGGUCCUGCAGCAUUUCCAAAAUGACGGCAUUAGAAAACAGAAAAGCACGGUCUGUUUGGCUCCCUGGUCUAUUCACAUUGGUACUAGGGUGACCUCUCACCCAAGGGAUAGCUGCUAAAGGGAGUAAUUCAGAGACAUGGAGCUUCUGGUUUGUUAUGGGUUUGUUUUCCGUUUGUUUUGUUGUUGUUGUUGUUUUUUUCUUUUUUUUUUUUACUCCUGCCUCCACACGUGUUCUUGACUGAUAACUGAUUCAUGUCCCUGAAUUAAAAUGACUGACAUAUGACAGCAUCAA